UAAAACUGGUCGGUUUUAAGGUAGGGCUUGUGUUUGGUAGAAGAGUGUUAGAGAGAAGAGUGAGUGAGCGAGGAGUGAGUGUGUCUGUGAGUGAUUUUAUUCGGAUCGAUCGAGUGUUCUAUUCCAAUGGCAUCAUCCAAUUCCACUCAGCAAGAUGUCAACAAACCUGCCAAGAGAAAACCCGUCUUCACCAAAGUCGAUCAGCUCAAACCCGAAACCAACGGUCACACUUUAGUGGCUAAGGUCUUGUCCUCCGACACCGUCGUGCACAAACCGCGACCUUCCUCUGCCCAUAACAUCAAACCCACUGUCAUCGCCGAGUGCCUCAUCGGCGACGACACCGGCACCAUCAUCUUCACCGCUCGCAACGAACAAGUUGAUUUGAUGAAGGCUGGUUCAACUGUAAUUCUUCGUAAUGCAAAGAUUGACAUGUUCAAGGGAUCAAUGAGGCUGGCUGUUGACAAAUGGGGGCGUGUUGAGGUAACUGAACCUGCAGAUUUUGUAGUUAAAGAGGAUAAUAACCUAUCCCUGGUUGAAUAUGAAUUGGUGAACGUGGUUGAAGAAUAAUCCCGUCGAAGAGUGCAAGAACAGCUUUAUGAUUUGGUUAUGGUGCAUUGGAUACCCCCAAAGGUAAAACUUAACUGGUGAUGGAUGGUUGGUAAACGUUCUCACUUUAAUUAGCUUGUAUUUCCCCUUUAACAUGCUUGUCAUGAUUUUGGGUUAAGUUGAUGUCUCUUGAACAACCUUGUGUCAAGCGAACAAGAUUUGCUAUUAUCUUCAUCAGCAACUGUAUUCAAUGAACAUAUAGUAUUAUGUUAAUAUAGUUAUCCGUAUCACAUGUUUCUUUGCA
This is a messenger RNA of Vigna umbellata (rice bean), 850 nucleotides long. RefSeq names its product Nucleic acid-binding, OB-fold-like protein. NCBI's taxonomy places the organism in Eukaryota, Viridiplantae, Streptophyta, Magnoliopsida, Fabales, Fabaceae. The record is from RefSeq and is a predicted model, not a curated record.